This is a messenger RNA of Chenopodium quinoa (quinoa), 1358 nucleotides long. RefSeq names its product nifU-like protein 3, chloroplastic. The transcript has 4 exons. Gene Ontology annotation, molecular function: iron-sulfur cluster binding; iron ion binding. Gene Ontology annotation, biological process: iron-sulfur cluster assembly. Gene Ontology annotation, cellular component: mitochondrion; chloroplast stroma. Lineage: Eukaryota; Viridiplantae; Streptophyta; Magnoliopsida; Caryophyllales; Amaranthaceae. Bases 296 to 1018 code for a protein of 240 amino acids. The record is from RefSeq and is a predicted model, not a curated record.
AAUUGAAUUAUCUAUGGGUUUGUGACGUGGCAAUCUCUCCACCCUUCUUCAACCAUAAACCUCUUGAAUCCUAAAUUCCUAAUAUCCUAUCAUAACUUCAUAAGAAUUUUUUGUUUCUAAACAUCAAUUUGGCAUCAAAAUUAAAUAUUGUAAUUAUCUAAAGUAUCAACUUUCAUUUUUAUUUUUUUUCUCCACUUCAUUUCAUUACAUAAUUACGUUAAUAUUUUUUAUCUUAAAAUCAACAUUUAACCAAUGGGAGUCAUCAGAUUCUAUUGAAUAGAAUGAAACAGAAAAUAUGGGAGUAUUAUCAGUGGCUCAUAAGCCAAACCCAGAAAGAUUACUAAUUCAUUCAUCUUCUUAUUAUCAUCAAAAUUUCCCAAUUUCUGCUUUCUCUCACCUCAAGGUGCAGAGAAUUAACUCAAAGUGCAGCAUUUUUUCUGGGAAACAAAGCAGUUAUGUUAGAGGUCAAUUUGUUUCAAGCAAUUUUUUUAAAUUUGAUAAUUGUGUACGUAAGAACAUUCAAGCUGGAAAUGUGGUUUCACCAACUUGUGUGCUCCCAUUAACCGAAGAGAAUGUGGAGAAGGUGCUGGAUGAGGUACGCCCUGGCCUUAUGGCCGAUGGAGGGAAUGUUUCAUUACACGAAAUCGAUGGUUUGGUAGUAGUGCUGAAGCUGGAAGGAGCAUGUGGGUCAUGCCCAAGUUCAGCUAUGACUUUGAAGAUGGGGAUUGAAACUCGUCUUUUGGAUAAGAUCCCUGAAAUUUUGGAGGUAGAGCAGAUCCUAGACACCGAGACUGGCCUGGAACUCAAUGAGGAAAAUGUCGAAAAGCUUCUAGCCGAGAUUAGGCCAUACUUGGCGGGCACCGGAGGUGGGGUUCUUGAACUCGACAAAAUUGAAGAUUAUGUUGUCAGAGUGCGGCUCAGUGGACCUGCAGCUGGGGUGAUGACAGUACGCGUUGCCAUUACACAGAAACUAAGAGAGAAAAUCCCUUCCAUUGCUGCUGUCCAGCUGAUUGACUAAAAAUCCCAACCACAAAACAGAAUUUUGUUGGAGACAGAGAAGCUGAACUUCCAAGUUUAAUUUUUUCCUCUGCUAGAAUUUAUUUCAGAAGAUUGCCUCGGAAUGUUCACGUUUUUAAGAUGAUCAUUGCUCCCUCAAAUCCUCAAUACUUGGUAGAUUAUCAGACCCUACAUAUUGUUCAAGGCUGUGGAUAUACAUUUCUCUUGAAAGUGUUAAAUUUUAGUGUAUAGUUCCACAAAAUUCUUAGUGGUUACUUGUAUUUAUAUUGAAACAAAGUUUUCUGACCUUGUUAUCUACAAUAUAUUGGCUUCAAGGCCUUCACUUGAAUUUGUUUCUUUCA